This is a messenger RNA of Triplophysa dalaica, 1506 nucleotides long. RefSeq names its product GTP-binding protein 10 (putative) (gene gtpbp10). The record is from RefSeq and is a predicted model, not a curated record. Gene Ontology annotation, molecular function: GTP binding; GTPase activity. Gene Ontology annotation, cellular component: mitochondrion. NCBI's taxonomy places the organism in Eukaryota, Metazoa, Chordata, Actinopteri, Cypriniformes, Nemacheilidae. The transcript is spliced from 10 exons. Bases 117 to 1259 code for a protein of 380 amino acids.
CACAGACACGUGGCUCGUCCUUCACUUAGCGAUGCAGAAUCGGUAACGUUGUAACUUACAUAAAGGUAUACUUGUUGCCACUAUUAAGCGUUAUAGAAUCGAGCAGUUGUUUCGGCAUGGUUUGGACAAGCAGAAUUUGUUUUCGGAAGUAUGGCAACUUUGUGGACAACAUACGGUUGUAUGUGAGGGGGGGAUGUGGGGGAAUGGGAUUGCCCCGGUUAGGUGGACAAGGUGGAAACGGUGGAGAUGUGUGGGUGAUGGCCAAAAAUGGAGUCACCCUGAAGCAAAUCAAGGACAAGCACCCUGACAAACGUUUUACUGCAGCUGUUGGUUCUAACAGCAGUAUUCAUGCUUUGAGAGGGUCUAAAGGAGAAGAUGCUCUGAUCUUUUCACAAACGGGAAUCUGUGUAACAACAGAUGACGGAAGGAUUAUUGGAGAGCUGAAUAAUGAAGGAGACAGGCUUUUGGUGGCUAGAGGUGGUCAUGGUGGCUCUCUUCACUCUGGGUUCUUGCCCAGUAAAGGUCAGACCAGGCAGAUUCGACUGGACCUCAAACUCAUUGCAGAUGUUGGACUUGUAGGGUUUCCUAAUGCGGGUAAAUCCUCCUUACUGACUGCCUUAUCUCAUGCCAAACCCAAGAUUGCCAGCUACCCCUUUACAACCUUACGACCUGAAAUUGGAAAAAUCACGUAUGACGACCACAGGCAGGUUUCAGUUGCAGACUUACCAGGACUCAUUGAAGGUGCCCAUGUAAACAAAGGCAUGGGACACAAGUUUCUCAAACAUGUGGAGAGAACCAAGCAGAUCAUGUUUGUGGUCGAUAUCUGUGGGUUUCAGCUAGCUAGUACCACUCCCGUCAGGUCUGCUUUUGAAACCGUGUUACUUCUCACGAAGGAGCUGGAGUUGUAUAAGGAAGAAUUAUUAUCCAAGCCAUCCAUAUUGGUAAUAAAUAAGAUGGACCUCCCUGAGGCUGAAGACAAGCUCAGAGAACUGCAAGAACAGCUGGAAAACCAGCAAGAAUCAGGACGUCACCUUCCUGAUGACGUGAAACCAAGAAGCCCAGUGCAUUUUACAAACAUUGUCCCAGUAUCUGCUUCAACUGGCUUUGGACUGUCAGUGCUUAAAUCCUUCAUCCGCCAAUCACUUGAGGAACAGGAUGUCAUACAAACUGAGAGCCAACGCAGUGAGAGAUUACUCAAGUUGAGAAGGCAGAUUUCUUCUCCAUCUUUACCCAGCUGGGGAAACCCUCAUUUGGUCUGAGAUCCAACAUAUAGGAGUUUAAACUUGAAUAUAGAAUCUUUAGAAGUACUGCUAUGAACAUUUGUAUAUUAAAUGUGCAGUUACAGUGUGCGGGUAUGAAUCCCACAGCUAAUAGAAAUAACAUCAAUUCAGCAGAAAGGAAUAAAGCUAGUUUCCUUUAAAAUAUCUGAAUGAUGCAUAUCUUGUUGCUCAACAGAAACAAUAUUAUUUUAUAAUAAAGCUCUCAGCAUCUCUGUGGUUGAGAUUA